CAGCGGCAGCCAUCAGCCAGCCAGCAAGGAACACACUCUCCAAGGCAGACAUCCGUAGAGUCUCUGGAGCCUUAAAUAUCCAGCCUCCGAAACUUUCGGCGUCGAAUCCCCUUCAUCUUCCGGAAGAAACCCCCACGCAACUGAAGAUGGCGCAAACCGAUCCCUACGUGCAGAAGCAGAUUCAGCACAUGAUGGCCUUCAUCGAGCAGGAGGCCAAUGAAAAAGCUGAUGAGAUUGACUCGAAAGCAGAAGAAGAGUUCAACCUUCAAAAAGGUCAAUUGGUCACUGACGCUCGUCAGAAAAUCAACGAAGAGUACGAGAAACGCGAGAAGCAGGUUGAGCUUCAACGUAAAAUCCAGAGCUCGAAAAUGCUGAAUUUCGCUAGACUUCAAGUACUCAAGUGCAAGGAAAAUCAUAUCAAGAGCGUUCUCGAGGAAGCCCGGGUUCAGCUCGGGACCGUCACGCAGAAGCCUGAGAACUACAGAGCCCUGGUCGAGAAUCUGUUGCUUCAAGGACUCCUUCAGCUUGUUGAGGAGAGCGUCGUAGUUCGGUGCCGACAGGCUGAUCUCGGCCUCGUUGAGCAACUCAAAGGUGGCGUCUGUCAGCAGUUCGAGCAGAAGACUGGCCGCAAGUGCAACGUCGUCGUCGACACCAAGACUUUCCUCAACGACAGGUGUGGCGGAGGAGUGGAAAUCUAUGCGCGUAACGGAAAAAUCAUGGUAGCCAACACUCUGGAGAAGAGGCUCGAGCACGUAGCGGCUCAAAUGCAGCCUCAAAUGCGAGCCAAGCUGUUCGGGCCGAACCCCAACAGGAAGUUCAUGGACUAGAGAGAGAUCGAUCGGCGGAUCUCGGCCCAUAAUAUGUGUUACUACUAUCCGAUGCUACUGAUCCGGAGCUUCUUGUGUUUUGCGAAGACCAAACGCUGAGGUUUCGAGCGGAGGAGGGAGAAAGCAUGUUUCCUGGACGGUGACCAGAAUGUUGAUUUUAUUUUCUGUUGAAUUAUGCGGGUGAAAUUUCUCUCAACAAUAUCUACGACCCCUAGACGAACAUGUGUUAAGUGACUCGAUUGAAUGUCUGCGAAUAAAAGUAGUUGAUGAGCUGCGGCACUGUCACAGAG
Messenger RNA from Galendromus occidentalis (western predatory mite), 1117 nucleotides. It is a transcript of the gene Vha26, whose product is annotated as V-type proton ATPase subunit Vha26. Gene Ontology annotation, biological process: proton transmembrane transport. The transcript is spliced from 5 exons. Lineage: Eukaryota; Metazoa; Arthropoda; Arachnida; Mesostigmata; Phytoseiidae. Gene Ontology annotation, cellular component: proton-transporting two-sector ATPase complex, catalytic domain. Bases 147 to 827 code for a protein of 226 amino acids. The record is from RefSeq and is a predicted model, not a curated record. Gene Ontology annotation, molecular function: proton-transporting ATPase activity, rotational mechanism.